AUCUUUUUAUGGUAAUAGUUUUAAAGGACACAUUGGAAAAAAGAGGUGCUCUUGGACAAAUAAAAGCAAGGAUCAGAGCUGAAGUUUUUAAUGCACUGGAUGACCGAAGCGAACUACGUCCACCGCUGUCUCGUGAAAAUCUUUUAAUCAACGAACUAAUUCGUGAAUACCUGGAAUAUAACAAAUAUAAUUACGCAGCGUCUGUUUUAACUGCAGAGUCUGGUCAGCCUGAAGUGCCCUUGGAUAGACAGUUUCUUGCCAAAGAGCUGAACAUAGUUGAAGACACAAAUGGAAAAUCAGUACCUCUCUUGUAUGGAAUUCUCUCUCAUUUCUUACAUGAUGGCAAAGAAGAAAGUACCCAGAAUACCCUCCCCAAAGUGUCUUUGCUGAAUUAUCCAAAGCAGAACCUUGGCAAACCACCUACUGAGAGAAGUCAAAAAGAUAGAAUUCCAGACCCAGGAAGGACAGCUGGCACAAGCAUCGAAGAGGCCCUUGUUAUACGAAGUAUAAACAGAUGA
Molecule: messenger RNA, 518 nt
Organism: Nestor notabilis (Kea)
Lineage: Eukaryota; Metazoa; Chordata; Aves; Psittaciformes; Psittacidae
Gene: CEP20
Product: FGFR1OP N-terminal like
Exons: 4
Biological process (GO): microtubule anchoring; cilium assembly
Cellular component (GO): centrosome; ciliary basal body; motile cilium
Molecular function (GO): protein binding
Source: RefSeq, a predicted model, not a curated record